This is a messenger RNA of Oncorhynchus gorbuscha (pink salmon), 5314 nucleotides long. RefSeq names its product dual specificity protein phosphatase 8-like. Gene Ontology annotation, biological process: negative regulation of MAPK cascade; protein dephosphorylation. Gene Ontology annotation, cellular component: cytoplasm. The record is from RefSeq and is a predicted model, not a curated record. The transcript has 7 exons. Bases 552 to 2597 code for a protein of 681 amino acids. NCBI's taxonomy places the organism in Eukaryota, Metazoa, Chordata, Actinopteri, Salmoniformes, Salmonidae. Gene Ontology annotation, molecular function: MAP kinase tyrosine/serine/threonine phosphatase activity; protein tyrosine/threonine phosphatase activity.
AAGGCACCUUCUGUUUUCCAGGGACGUUAAUGCCUAGUAAAUGCAGAUUGCUUAUCUGUAAUUGCGCCACACUGCAUGACCUAUAUACAAGCGAAACAAUUGUAGUGCUUUAAUGUGUUAAUUUCCUUUACAUUCCCAGCGCUGUCAACUUUGCGCUGUGACCACAGUGGCUCUGCUGUCGCACAGUGUUUCAUUACCCUCGACCCAUGACAAGUAAACAGUGACCAAAGUUAAAGCGCUUUGAAGAGGGCUGCCGUGACACACUGUUCCUUCACACAUGGAGGUUAGCUGAUCACAAAUCACCAAGCCGGGGACACAGAGACACCAUGGAUCUCCUGAGGCCUCCUCCAUUGACCUCUUCUGCUCUCCUCCAUUGACCUCUUCUGCUCUCCUCCAUUGACCUCCUCUGCUCUCCUCCAUUGACCUCCUCUGCUCUCGUCUCCUCUUCCUCCACCGAUACUCCCUCUCUCCACUCAUCCACCCCUCCCCCCUCAACGCCACCCCUCCCCCGUCCAUCCACCCAUCCUCUUGCGACCCCUCGUUGUGGCAUCAUGGCGGGGGAGAAGGGACCAGCCAGGCGGAGCGCCAUGGACAUAAAGCGCCUGGCAGGGUUGAUCCAGAGGGGAGCGGGGCGCCUGCUGGUGAUUGACAGCAGGACCUUCUCGGAGUACAACGCGUCCCACAUACAGGGGGCGGUCAACGUGUGCUGCUCCAAGCUGGUGAAGCGGCGAUUGCAGCAAGACAAGGUGUCCGUCACCGAGCUACUGCAGCCCAAUGGCAAGGUCAAGGUUGAGAUGGGCAGGAAACAGGAAGUGGUGAUGUACGACCAGAGUUCCAAAGAGGCGGUGCAACUAUCCAAAGAUAGCUUUGUCCACAUCCUACUGGGCAAGCUGGAGGGCACCUUCCACCGAGUCUCUCUGCUCACCGGGGGCUUUGCUGCGUUCUCCUCCUGUUUCCCCGGGCUGUGUGAGGGCAAGCCAGCUUUGCCUAUGAGCAUAUCCCAGCCCUGCCUGCCGGUAGCUAACGUAGGCCCCACACGCAUCCUACCACACCUCUACCUGGGGUCGCAGAAAGACGUCCUCAACCAGGACCUGAUGGUUCAGAAUGGCAUCACGUACGUGCUGAAUGCCAGUAACACCUGUCCCAAGCCUGACUUCAUCAGAGAGAGCCACUUCAUGCGGAUCCCUGUCAACGACAACUACUGCGAGAAGCUACUGCCCUGGCUGGAGAAAACCAAUGAAUUCAUUGACAAAGCCAAGGUGUCAAACUGCAGAGUCAUUGUGCACUGCCUGGCUGGAAUCUCACGCUCGGCAACCAUCGCCAUCGCAUACAUCAUGAAGACAAUGGGCCUGUCAUCGGAUGACGCCUACAGGUUUGUGAAGGACCGGCGGCCUUCGAUAUCGCCCAACUUCAACUUCUUGGGCCAGCUGCUGGAGUUCGAGAAGGGGCUGCGGCUCCUCCAAGCCCUGUCGGAUGACAAGACCUCUGAGGGCAAAAGUCAAUCCCAGGGUUCAGAGGUCAACGGGGUCAGCUCAGGUUCAGAGGUCAACGGUCAUCAUGACUUUUCAUUAGCAGAGCCCCCGACCCCUUCAGAACCCAAGCUCCCCUCGCCGACCUCCCUCCAGCAGGGCUUCAACGGCCUCCACCUGUCAGCCGAGCGCAUCCUGGACACCAACCGGCUGAAGCGCUCUUUCUCCCUGGACAUCAAGUCUGUGUACUCCCCUAGCAGCCCACACUGCCCGCGCCUGGCAGCGCCCACACACUCCGAGGAUGUGCCCAAGCUGUGUAAACUGGACAGCCCCCCUGUCAACGGCAUCUGUCCCCAGUUCUCCCCCGCCCCGGACAGCCCUGGCUCAGCCGAGUCGCCCUUCCCCUCCCCGGGGUGCGGCGGUAGCAUCGGAGGUCUCGGCGUCGGGGGUCCCAGUGAAGGGGGUGUUCGCUCUGGAGGUCCCUCAUUGUCCAGGCCCAGGAGGAAAGCCAAGCACGGCUCUGGAUCUGGUGGAGCUGGAUCCACAAGCAACUCCCCGGUCCACUCCUACCUCCCACACCCCCAGUCCCUCAGCCUGGCUCUGGGACGCUCCCUGCCCGUCCACAAGAGCCCCAGCCUGGACGACAGCCUGAAGGGCUCCAUGCUUCUCUCCCUGCCCACCAUGGGAUCUGGGACCAUGUGGACCAAACACAGAGACACAGUCCAGGCGACCACCCCAGUCACCCCUACCACCGACACCCCCUGGUACUUUGGGACAGAAGAGGUAGGGCAAGGAGGGAUGGAACUCGGAGGCGGCGGUGGAGGAGGGGUGGAAGUGCGAUUCGGAAGCAGCUCAGCGUACGUGGCGUUCGGGUGUAGCGAAGGGGUGCGGCUACGGGAGAAAGUGCCGCGGGACAAAACGGCGUCGUCGUCGUCAGCGUCGUCAUCAUCCUCGACGACCGUUGCUAAUGGGACGGGCUCCAACAGCAACGACAAGCAGUUCAAGCGGCGCAGCUGUCAGAUGGAGUUUGAGGAGGGCAUCUCCGAGACACGUUCCCGGGAGGAGCUAGGGAAGAUUGGGAAGCAGUCUAGCUUCUCCGGGAGCAUGGAGAUCAUCGAGGUAUCUUGACAAACCGGACUCCGGACCACAACCUGCUCGCCCAAGGAGGGAGGCAAAUGGACCUGAGGGGGGAGGACAUAGGGGGGAGAUUUAUAAUCCCUACGCAGACCGUGUUAAAGACUCAAACUCUGAGAAGACAAACAAAUGGAAAGAGAGUUUCUGUGACUAGACAUGAGGUUCAACUGUCAAUUUACUACUACUGUACAUCUACAGUACUACCAAACAAAGCUCUAAAGAGAGAAACUCUGGGGAAGAUGGAGGCUGUGGGGCCUGACACUGAACUAUGAACUAUUUCCUCUGUAUGGUGUCAGCUAGACAAAAAGGGACUCUGGGGCAAGUCACAAAGGGCUCCCUAUCCCCCAUAUAGUGCACUACUUUUGAACAAAUGUCACCAAAAGUAUAGCACUAGUUGGGUUAUAGGGUGUCAUUUGAGACAUAUAGCCAAGCGGUUUCCUCCUAAAGCUUGACUUCAGCCCCAGUGAACCCCAGCAUGGCUCAGUCUGCCCCACCAUUCAUUAAAAAGACUUUGAAAGCGCUACAUACCCCAGAAACACAGCACAUCACACUGCAGUGAGAUACCAUUCAGUGUCUACUAAGUGACUAUACCGGUGAUACUGCAUCAAAACAGUGAAGGAUCCUCGUUGUUGGCGUGUCAGCCCAGCAUGGUCCACGAGGACUCAUGGUGACCGAUAAAGACUGACAGUGUAUUUUCCCCACAAUCCUCUUCUGCUCCCUUGUUUCCAGUGUUAAACGGUGUGACGUGACUGAGGUUUGGGGCGGUGGGGAGGGGAGGGGUUAGGUCUAAGUUACGACCUCCCUGUAGUGGCGUUCUGUACACGCAUGUCUCCCUCCACAUACCCCACCCCCCUGUGUAUACCCCACCCAUGCCCCCCCUUCUCCCAGCCUCUACUGAGCAUGCUCCAGAGUGGCUGGCCGACAGACAGACAAAUACUAUAUGAAUAUAUAUAGCAAUUUUAAUGGACUUUUAAUCAACAAUUUUUUUCUCAUAGUUUUAAUUUAUUUUAUCUGUUCAUUCUGGUAAUGAGAAAUAAUCAUGUUUUGUGGACUUUUUCCUUUGUUAAUCUCAGUUUUCGUUGAAUGGUAUUUAUGAAACACAUACACAUGCAACAACACACACAAAACUACAAGCAAUAUGUGAUGUUCAUUAUAUGGAGGGAGAGUGAUGUAUUUUGGGUUUCAUCUGACAUUAAAAUGCACUUUUCUGUCACUCUCUUCAAAAACAAGUAUCCCAUCCACUUCCUAAGGGCACCAACACGCUCUAACCCCUGGUGAUAUAACCAGACACGUGGUAUGGUGAAGAACAGUCAUCUGAGGGGUUUCUAGCUACUUCCCUAUGAGCACAACACGUUUGAAAGACAUUGAAAAGACGUACACAACAUGUAUUUUGGCUUGUAAAGACAUUGAAAAGACGUACACAACAUGUAUUUUGGCUUGUAAAGACAUUGAGAAGACGCUGAAAUACAUAUUUUCCACGUCUUGUGCUCACUGUGUCGACUCUUCAGUUGUGUGUAUUUAUGAUGUUUAUUUUUUUGUGAUCGUGGGCUCCUACAGUUAUUAGGGUUAUCUACUGGGAGACUGUUCGUGUGAGGAGACUGAAGAACCUUAUUCAACCCAGUGCUCUUCUAAAGAGCAGCAUUAUUGUAGGAAGGACUGUUGAUUUCUCGAGGGCUACGGACAACAACUACUGGUAUAUGCAAGUAGAUCCACACAUUUGACAAUAUUAGAGACAUCCACCCAAGAGUGCUAGACUCAUUCUGUUGGCUAGUUUCCACACACACACACACACACACACACACACACACACACACACACACACACACACACACACACACACACACACACACACACACACACACACACACACACACACACACACACACACACACACACACACACACACACACACACACAGGAUUACACAGUGUUGGGAUGUGAGAGGAGCCCAAAGCUGAAACAAACCCCCUCCACACACACAAAGAUACACCGCCACCUUUCGUUUGUUCUCAGGGGAUCUUUCAGUGAGCCAAGCCCGGAGCAGGAUACACAACUGCUGGCACAUCAGCACAAUGCAUGUCCCCCUCACUCCCUCGCUCUCUCUCUAAUCGCGCUCACUCUUGUUUUCCAAAGGUAUGAUAAAAAAAACAAAAUGGAAGGGAUGAAACUCGAAUGGAUUUGUUGUGAUUCAGAGGUGAAUGAAUGAAUGCUAUUGCUCUCCUGGUGCGAGAUUGUCUAUUUAUUUAUGAUGUACGUAUAUGUGUUUCUUUUCUUUUUCUUCGGUUAUCUUUUCUCUAUGGCGAACUUUGACCUUUGACCUAUACCUUUGUGCUGCUGUAAGGUCAGACCUGGAUUUCCUGUGUUCAGUUCUCUUCCUAGCCUUUCCUUCUACUCUCUCUAUUUUUUAAAAGAUGUUAUAAUUAUUUUAAAACGUGUUAAGAGAAGAUGCAGGCUGUCCCGAUUGCUAUAAUUGUUGGUAUUGAUGUAUUAUUAUUAUUAUUAUUAUUAUUAUAUAAUUAUUAUUAUGUUGUGUAAAUAGCAACGUAUCUAAGAACAUUGAUGAGUUUAGGUAAGUUUUGAAAAGAAAAUCCUGAUACCUUAGGCUGCUUGACGCAAAAUACCUCAGGUUCCAUUGAAAGGCUUUUCCUUCCCCUGUACCUGUUUUGUGAAAAUGAGACAAAAAUGCAAACAUUACAAAAAUAUGAACUGUU